AUGGCAGUAAAAGAUCUGUUGAUUACUUGGAAAUUUAGUGAUGAAGUCAUAGGACAUUUCAUAGCCCAAGAAAUAGAAGUUGAUCAAUUCAAUAAUUUAACGGAAGAAGAUCUUAAGAUUUUAAUUCCAAAUUUUGGACACCGACGAAAAUUUCAAAAUAAUUUAAAAAUAUAUUUAGAUAAGAUUGCGCAACAAUUCUCAAAAAUUGAUUUGAAUAUUCAACAAGCUACACAGCGAGAAGAUAUUGCUAACGUAUCGAAAAAGCAAAAAAUAGAUACAGAACUACAUUCUGUAGAAGAAAUAAAUAUAGAGCAACAACGCUCCAUAGAAACAUCGUCUGUGAUAGAGUUACAAUGUAAUGAAGAUAUUGUUGUAGAAGAUAUCUGUCCGACUUCACCAUCUGCAUCUUCUACAUCUGCAAGUACAGGAUAUGAUGUUAUAUUUUUAACAAAUAAUACCACAGCACAAAAAAAGAAAUAUACAACUGACAAUGAACAUGUCGAUAAUGAAUACGAUCUGAAAUCUAUAUUGCAAAAAUCUGAAGAUGGCCUAUUGCUAUUAGGUUUAUAUAAAAAUGAAAAAACAUUAAAUAAUGAUUUGCGAAAUAAAUUAGCAAAAAUAAUAGUCAGUUAUGAGCUUUCACCUAACAUAAAUAACACCAUAAGUAGUGAAAGGGCAUCUUUUUUGAGUGAUCAGAUAAUAAAAUUGUUUCCUACUGAAGACAAGAGUGUUUGGUACAUAAAAAAUAAGAAAGGUGAAUCACAAGGUAGAGGAAAAAUUCUUACAAAAUAUUAUUGUACACGACGAAAAUUGAUUAAAGCUGGUUUGCUAAAUGUAAAAGCUGCUACAGAUUUUACUCAUAAUCAGAUUAAUGACGAAGAAAAUGAUAAUUACGAAGAACAUAUGUUAUGGCUACAAAAUAAUUCCAAACCAUGGAACAUAGUGAUAGACUGAAUACUGGUC
Messenger RNA from Wasmannia auropunctata (little fire ant), 963 nucleotides. RefSeq lists its product as uncharacterized. The record is from RefSeq and is a predicted model, not a curated record. The transcript is spliced from 7 exons. Lineage: Eukaryota; Metazoa; Arthropoda; Insecta; Hymenoptera; Formicidae. The coding region runs from base 1 to 954 and encodes 317 amino acids.